AAAUAUUAAAAAUAAUGUAUAUCCAAAUCAUAUUAAACAAUUAAUAUAUGAAUAUCCAAAUGUUGAUACAAUUGAAAGAGUUGAGGAAAUUAUUCAAACAUUAAAAGAAUCUAAUGAACCAAAUAUUAAUAAUUGGAUUACAUUUUAUUCAAUUCCUUGGAUAUGUGGUUCAUUAAAUUAUUUAUAUUCUUUCAUUAGUAAUGAUAUUUGGUAUAAAGCCCCAGAUAAUACAAAUGUUGCUGAGGCUUGUUAUUCAAAUGUAAAUCAGGAUAGUAAAACUUUAACACUAGAAAAUGCAAUUUAA
This is a messenger RNA of Dentiscutata heterogama, 304 nucleotides long. NCBI's taxonomy places the organism in Eukaryota, Fungi, Glomeromycota, Glomeromycetes, Diversisporales, Gigasporaceae. The record is from the annotation of a GenBank genome assembly.